Molecule: messenger RNA, 4325 nt
Organism: Rhinichthys klamathensis goyatoka
Lineage: Eukaryota; Metazoa; Chordata; Actinopteri; Cypriniformes; Leuciscidae
Gene: lmo7b
Product: LIM domain 7b
Exons: 30
Coding region: 310-3951 (1213 amino acids)
Biological process (GO): regulation of signaling; regulation of cell adhesion
Molecular function (GO): protein binding
Source: RefSeq, a predicted model, not a curated record
UUUGCCUCUGCAAACACGCAGCUGUCCUGUGCCCUUAUCGCCCCUGUAUUCACUGAACGGCGACAUUUCUGUUCCUGCUUGCAACAAGCAAGUUCGGUGGUAGGAGAGCUGCUUGGCGUUCAAGGUGUCAAUUUGUAGCGGAAUGUUUGCAACAGAUUAAAAGAGUUGUGUUGGAGGCACGCGCUCGGGUAGCGGGGAAAACACCUUGCGCUUUCGAGUCGACAUCUGGGAAGUGAAAUUUAAGAGUAGUUUCAGGAAAUCAGAAAACAUAAUUAAAACAGGGGCUUGCUGGUGUGAUUUGGAGCGGGGAUGGAGUGGCGUCAGCAGUCUGCAGUCAGCUGUGAGCUCGCGUUCCAGGAGGCACAAAGAUGGCUCGAGGAAGUUACCAACAAGCGUUUUGGAAGCAAAACCUUUCGAGUGGCCUUGGAGGAUGGAGUCCUUCUGUGCGAUCUGAUCAACAAACUGAAGCCAGGCAUCAUCAAACGACUUAACAGGCUAUCCACCCCUAUUGCAGGCUUGGAUAACGUGAAUGUGUUUCUCAAGGCUUGUGAGAAACUAGGGCUCAAUGAAGCACAGCUCUUCCAUCCUGGAGACCUGCAAGAUGUGUCCACACGUGUGACUGUCAGACGUGAAGAGACGUGCAGGAGACUGAAAAACGUUUUGAUCACUAUAUACUGGUUGGGGAGGAAGGCCCAGUCUGAUCCGUUUUACACUGGACCACAGUUGAACCUAAAAGCCCUUGAAGGUUUGCUGGGCAUAGCAUUAUCUAAGGCUCUGGAGGAGUCUGUGCAGUCCAAGUCCAGUGUGAGGGACAGUGGGUACGUGGAGGGCUGGUUUUCUGACAGGGAGGAUCUGUUAAGUCUGAAGCAGUCAGGCUACAGGAGGGAGGACUCAGUCGAGAGCCUGGACUCAGUGGAGUUUCGCCCACUCAGUGUGGCUUCAGACGGCACCAUCAGAGCCGGCAGUGAAGGUUGCUUUAGUGACGCAGAAGCUGAACAUUGCUUCAGGAUGGCGGAAGGCAGUAAAAGUGAUGCCCCCAUCAGAGGAAGGGUGCAUGUCCCAUCUGCCCUGAGGAAGAAAAGACAGGAAUACCAGCAGGGAGACAGGAGUUAUGCAGGCCACCUCACCAGAUUUCCCAUCAGACGCUCUCGGUACCCUGGAAGCAAAUCCAUGGGUGACAUCCCAUUGGAGCCCAUACCCCAGGAAUCUGACAACUGCUCCAGCUUUGACCCACUGGGGUCACGCCACGUUCACCAGAGGUCUGUUGGAGAGCUGACCCUUGAACCCUCAGCCAUACAGAGAGUUCAACAAGAGCAGUUACAGAACAUGAGGGCCAGAAUGAAGGAAAGUGAGGCCAAGUGGCACGAAGAUCUGAGCAAGUGGAAGAGCCGGCGGCGGAGCGCAAACUCUGACCUCCACAGAAAGCGUGAGGAGAGGGAGCAGAUUGAACUUACUAGUGGGGGAGGGACCAGUGCCAUCAGGACUGCACCGCUCACCGGGGGGCCGGGGGAGAGCUCCAACAUGCCUGGACCCAUGAGUGAUGCAGGGUCCAGUGUCAGCAGCGCUAGGCUAACUGGAUGGUCAACCACCUCGGCUUCACCCCUCACGAACGGGACAUCAUCUUCUCUGACCAGAGGCACUGACAUAGAGACGCCUGACUCAGCCCAAAUGUGCACCGGUGAAUUCUUUAACCCUCCAGCAGCUGUUGUCUCUGAACCCUACGAGCAGCAGGGUCCAGACUUCAGCCGCCGCGAUAGUUUCCUAGAGAGUUUCUAUGCAGGGGGAGCACGCAUAUCUGCCACUCUACCAAGGGGUUUCAGAAGGUCAGAAGGUUGCUCGCGCCUCUCCACAGGCAUCACACCACGUCUAUUUGGAGCCAAACCCUCCAAAGUGUCCACACUACCCAAAGUGUAUUCCAUUGAUGACUCUCAUAAAAGCCUAAUCAGUGGACACAGAGACUAUUCUAUCAUCCCCUCAUUCCUCAGCGGUCAAGGAAAGGUCACAGCCUCUGCCGAGACAGGUCACUCUCGUUCAAGCACUCAUCCAAUCAACCCUAAGAAAGCGGAUGAAGACUGGAGAGAUGGAAGGUCAUCAGCGCCUCCCGUGAACUCUUUCGUCACUAAAGUGACCAUGGCCGCUUCCAUGAUACAAACAUCUCCUGUUGUCUCAAAAAUAAGAGAAAUUAAGGUGGGUCAAAGUGAAAUGCGAAUCUGUUUGAAUCAGAAGCCUAACAGCGGGAGAGACUUUGGAUUCAAGGCUCACUGGGACUCAACUGGUGCUUGUGUGAAAUCAGUUCAAGCAGGCAGCCCAGCGGAGUUGUGUGGUCUGCUGAUGGGGGAUGAGAUCGUGGCGUUGGGUGGAUGCAGGGUUGCCGAAAUGAAUUAUGAGCAGUUUAAGGGCAGCAUGGACUCAGCACAGCAAAAAGGCACUUUACUGAUGGACAUCCGGCGACAUGGCCAAAAUGACUGGGGCAGUGGCCACCCUUCCCUACCGUACAAGAGCCAUAAGACCAUCAAUUUGACCAGUGCCAAUUCAACACUUAUAGGGAGGCCCGAGCACUAUGUCUCGAUCAGCACACCCUCAAACUCUCCAGUGGAGACUGUGGUGAAGACACAGGUCAACGGACAGCCUGCUAAUAAAGCACUAACUAAAAUGGUGAAUGGACGUAUCCAGGACAAUCCAGUUGCUCUAAGAAACAAAGACUAUGAGCACAUAGCUUUGAAAAUUCAUAGAAGAAAGUUAGAAUUUUUCAUGAAAAAAGGUGGCUCUGAGUCUGCCAUCUCUGAUCUGCAGGUUCCCUCCAUCAGUUCCACCUCCUCUCGCUGGUCCUGGGAUCAUGAGGAAGAGAGGCGGCGGCAGGAGAAAUGGCAGAUGGAACAAGAGCGCCUCCUGCAGGAAAAGUAUCGACGUGAUCAGGAGAAGUUGGAGGAGGAGUGGAGAAGAGCUCAGGAGGAGUUUUAUGGAGAGGAGCACGGUGCUCCUGAGGAGCAGAAAUGCCUUGCUGUGCUGUCCAAUGGAAAUACAACCUCUCAUAUUCCACCUCCCAUUGCUACCACUUCAGUGGCAUCCACUCAGAUUGCAGAGAAGGUGGGAGCAGAACAGAACAGACAGGCCGCUGUGCAAAUAGCAGCAGGACACCAGUCACUUAAGACAGAAGUGGAGUGCGAUUCAACCACAAAGAGUCAGUGCUCAGAGGAGUCCUAUGGGUUUGCCAAGCUUACCGUUUCCGACAGGACGAAGUCAAAAUCUACCCCUGCACUUGAAAGCCUUCACAAACAAGAUGCUAAAGCUGCAGGGAGCGGUAAAAAGAAGGGACAGCUGUCACAGGCAGAAAAGGAACGUCUGCAGAUCCUGGAGGAGAUGAGGAAGAAAACGCAGCUCCUCACUGACGGCAGUUGGAUCCGUCAGCGAAAUGCCAUCAACAAAGAGUCCAUCACUGCGGGAACGUCAAUCAAGAGUUAUGAAUCGCUGGAGAACCUCCACUCGACCAGCUCCUGGUCCAGGCAGUCCUACACUUCAGGUGUCACAAACCGACCCCAUUCUGCUCUGGGAAGCACUGGCUCUUACAGGAGUGGACGCAGCAGCUUGGGACCUGGCUCAGCGAUCUUCUCUACUGGUCUUAAACAGGCCUUGUCAGCCUCCAACUUUCACACUCCACCAAUCACAACUACUGCUGAGACCUCGGUCCCUGAGUCCCGUUCAAACUCUCAGCAGUGUGGCAGGCUGCUCAGUGGCAGGCGGAUGUGCUCGAGGUGCGAGCAGCCUCUAGGGAAGGGAGCCGCCAUGGUCAUCGAUUCCCUGGAGCUCUGCUUUCACAUUGGUUGCUUCAAGUGUGUCAGCUGCAGGACUGACCUUGGGAGAGGGAUUGAGUCCGGAGCUCAGGUCAGAGUCCGACACAGACAGCUCUUCUGUAACAACUGCUACAGAGUCUGUCCCUCCUUCUCCAAGUGACCAGAAUGCCUUGCAACAGAUGGAAGAGGAGUGUACCACAGAAACGGCCUCAGGAAUCUGAACCAUCAGUAAAAUCUAAACACUGCAGCAGGCUUUAUCCACUGCUUACUUUCACGGCUUUGACAAUCAAUACAUUGAGACUGAUAUUUCUGUGAUUGUUCUCAUAGCAUGACCGCUAUAGUGAAGAGUUAGAACAUGUUAUUGUGAUCACUGCUGAAACCCCUGAGGUUGUUUCUGUACUGGCUGACAUCCGUGGUGAGAUGUAGUAAGAUGUCAUGCUGAACAGUUAUGCAUUCCAUGUGGCAAGUAAUAACAUGUCUAAUCUGUCUAAUGACUCCCUAAGAACUGUUUUAUAUUUUAUUUUUUGAUGCAAG